AAGGAUGUAAAAAGACAAUCUGAAUGUGAAUUAAAAGGUCAAAGGGUAUGACCUCAAGACCCAAGGCCAAAGCAUGAAAUUCUCAUUUUGACAUUGAUUCUGAAUUUACUACACGUACUGGUGGAAACUCAAGUUUAGGUAUUCUUUUUUAAAAUUAAAUAACGUACCCGUUUUAAUUAUUUGCAGCACAUGACCGCCAUUCACACUGCAACCAAUAUAAUUUAAUUUCAAAAUGCGAAAAUUGACCCAACUUUAUAUCUUGUUGAAGAUUAUCAUCGUCAUCGUCUAUCACUAUCGCUACGGUAGCUACUUUUACUUCUUACUUUAACUUUAACUUUUAGUAACGGUAACGUAAUGAAAAAUAAAUAAUUAUACUCUGUAGACUUUAGAGAAACUAAAAAAAAAGUAGUACUAUUAAUAUUAAGCCAAGUAGAAGACUUGCAGUAUUUCGUUAGUCCUAGGCCAAGGGCUAGGCAGUGGCAAAUAAUUGGCAAAUAGACCCUGCCUAUUAAUAUAGCCUACUAUUAUUACUAUUAGUAUAUUAGUAUUAGUAAUAGUUAAUUAGUAUUAGACUGUAGCCGUAGCUUAAACUUAAUCAGUUAAUGCCAGUGCAGCAGUAGUGCAAUUUAUACUUAAAUUAUAUACUAUAAAUUAUCAAGAGUAAAUAUUAGUGUAUAGUCAUAGUCUCAAUGUAUCAAUCUAGUUUUGAGCCGUGCAGUAGUUUUGAGUAUCCGCACAGUUGAAGAGCCUGAAUUAUACAGUUUUAAUAAAAUAUACAUCCAUAUUUUUAAUUUGAUUCAUAUCUAUAUUUUUGUCUUCUACUUUUUACUUAGAACUAUUGAUUUACAUACUUACAGAUCCAUACCGGAACAAGCUAGCCUCGUUAAUUAUAAAUGUAGUAGCUAAUUAUUUUUAAUGUUUUAACCGUUAUGUCUCAACGUUAAUUAAGCGAACUGUCAUAGCUUGCUAAUAAAAAGUGUCGAUCAAAUGACUACCAGAUUGGUAUUUAAAUAUCAUGAAAUUGAUGUUUUCUGUGAAAUGUGCUUCAAAGCUAAUGCAGGUGGGGAUUUCUCCAUUGGAAAAGUUGGGAGGCUUGGAAGCUGGAUUAUCUUAAAUGACAUAACAAGCAAAAAAUACACACAGAGACUUUGUUCUAUAUAGUCAGGAGGUGUACUGCGAAUGCUAACAGAAAGUUUCACUGAUUGAGGCAUGAGAAAAGCAGCAGCAUAAAGAAAAAUUGCUAAAGAAGACUAGGUUAAAAUUUUUAUUCACAGCGUCCUCUUGGCUAUCAACAUGAACACAACCAUAUGGUUAAGCUUGCCCCAGUCCCUAAUAGCUGACGCAGUAAGAAUUACGCUUUUGAGUUUGUUUAUUCUAUCGAUUCUGUAGUGAAGGGUGCUAUAACUAGUGAACUUCGGAAUGCAAAAAUCCACAAAUUAACACUAGAUGGGAGCACUGACAAAAAUGUUGAUCUUAUACUACAGUUUUGGCCAUAUAUCCCGGUAAUGUUUCAAUACAGUGUUUGUUGGAAUUUUGUCUCUGUUGGCAUGUCACAGUUAAUCUGUGGAAUCAGCAAUAUCAGAGUUUUAUCAAGAGAAGUCAUUGGAUAUGCAGAAAAUGGUUAUGUUUACCUCUGAUGCUGCAUCGGUUAUGCUAGGCAAAAAUAAUGAAGUUGCAGCAAUCGUUGGCCGAUGUAUUCCCCAUCUACUGGAGCAACAUUGCAUUGCUCAUCAUGAAGAUUUAGGCAUGGAUGAUGCUUGCAAACAUAAAAGUUUAAUGACAGAAAUUGAAACAUUCCUUAGGACAGUGCACACAUUGUUCAGUUGGUCAACAGUAUGAAAAGCCCAGUUUACUGAGGUACCUAAGGUGUUGGAAUGUGAUUCCGUAGCCUUGAGACCAUUGAUUGAAAUCAGAUGGCUUUCGGGACAUCUUGCUUUACGAGCAUUGCUGCGAAAUAUGUGUUGACUGAAUACUGUGAGGAGCAGGUGAGCCUGUAUAGUGAACCAGUUCAUAAGUACUGUUUGAAGAAACUAAGGGAUCGAACUGCACUGAUUGUCUUUGAUGAAGUUGUUGGUGAACUUGCUGAAUUAUGCAAGCUGCUACAUAGAAAAAAUCUUAUGACCAUCGAGGCAAACCAGUUUGUAGAAGCAAGGAUCGCUAAGCUCUGUGCCCAGUACCUUGCUGAAAAUGUGCACUGGUUUGAAGAGGUUGCUUAAUUGCUUGCAAUUGCUGACGAUAUAAACAUGAGUUCUAUUCUAAAGUUUGUUAAACGUUUAUGUUUGCAUCUAGACUCCUGUGUCCCUGAAAGGGAGUUGAUGCAAUGUUGAAUCUUUGAGAAAUCGGCGUUAAUUGACACUUCAGAUUUAAAUUUUGGCCAAGAAGAACUUGCAGCACUGGUUUGUAGGUAUGUGGCAUUCCUGGAAAACUAUGAUGACAUUCUGCAGUUAAGGAUCAGUAUCUUAACUUAAGGUUUGUGCUUGCAGAAAAAAUGAAAUGUGGGUUGAUGCAGACUUUCAACGAGAUGGUUCGAUUUGUAAUAAAUGAGGAGCAUUUUGGCGACACUGCCAUUCUGUUGGAUAUUUGUGCUACAUUUCUUCCGUCAAAGCGCGGAUUGUGAAAGUGGAUUCAGCCUAUUCAAUAAUAUAAAAGUAAAAUCUAGACAAAGGCUGGAAGAGUUACAUUUAGACAUGCUUAUGAGGAUUAAAGUGUAUCAAAAUGAUGGACAUCAGAUCAACCUUGACAAUGUGUAUAAAAGAUGGAUAUCGUUGAAAGACCAGACGCCAGAGUACCUCCAGAAAUUAGUAAAUGAAAUGACUAGCGGCUGUUGGUAGUGGAUGUAUGGGAAUUAGUUGAUUGACCCAACAAUGUGAUAAAUAAUAGAAAUAAAUAUAGCUUUAAUUGAACUAUUGUGACAGUUUUGAUUGAUUUAUUGUGACAUUUCUGAUAAUAAUUAUUUAAUUAUUGUUCUUUUAUUUAUUUUAUAAACGUUUUUGCACUUAAGUUCAUUCAUGUAUUUUCCGUGUGUGCGUUGUGUUUGUGGGCUGUAAUAUUUUGCACACAAAAAAAUUGAUGCUGUAAAAGUUUCCACACAACUCUAUGCUUCUGCACAUGAACCAGAAAACCUUAGAGGGAAGAUUGAUCUUGAGUAGAAGAUAACUAGACUUGUUUUAACUGAAAACUGUUAAAACCAAAGACGCUUUUCAGUCUAAAAACAGUUUAAUUGAAAAUCACUUUAUGAAUUGAUUAUUUGGCUGAUGCAAAGAAGACAUGCCAUGAUGUCAUUUGUGUGAACUUUUACAGGUUCACAGGUCGUGGCAACCAAGAUGGCGGCCGUGUUAAAAAGAAAAUAACUUGCAUCUGCUAAAAUUAGGUAUAAACAUUUUUUGUGAAAUAAACCAAUAACUAGGUCUACACAGCAUUAAUUUUUAUAGUUUUAUAGCAUACUUUGACUCUAAGUAGGCAAUUAAAAUUACGUCUCAGAGCUAGCUAUAUAUUUGACAAAAGUUCUUCAUUUCUUACGAUUUAAGAGGCAACUAUAAAAAUUCAAGCAUAUCUUAAUGUCAUAUAUUCUUAAAAUUGUGUUUUGUUAGUAUUAUUGCCAUCACUAACAUUACAUCAAGUCUGUUCAGCUCCUUGGUUCACAUAGAGUUUAUCAGUGAAAAAGAAAUCUCUUCUUGUUUGCAUUAUGCACAGGAAUGCAAAAUUAAAUUUUAUAAUAAGUAAUUCUGAGUAUACAAUGGAUACUGAGGCAAGAUUUGACAAAUACCUUCCAUUGUUCAUGCCGCCUAUGAUCUUUGAAGAAUUUAAUCCCUUUGUCUUCAGAAUUGAUGAACAUCUGGUUGCAAAAUUUGUAGUACACUUUCAUAUCAUCGUUAACAAGUUUUUCUUUUGGUCUAAAAACUCAAUAGCAGUACAAGGAAUCAAAUCUUCCGAUUUGUACUCAUUGUGUUCUCUUCUGCAAACUAAUUGUUGUGAACUAUAUGAAUCAUUCUUAUUAUAGUGUGUUAGCGAUUUAUUGGGUACAGCGGUGAAAGAAAUAGAGGUAGAGAAAGUUGAAACGAUACUUUUAUUUUUACUUUUCACAAACAUUUUUUUAAAAAAAAGGACAUCUGAAGGUUAAUGGAGGUCAUUUUAUUUUAAUUGAAAAUAUGUCCUUGUGGAUACCAUAUGGCAAGCCUAUUAUAUCUAUUUAUAGGUAGACCUUCUCUUAAAACUUACAUUACUAAUUACUAGUAUUACCUAUCGGUAGUAGAUUAAUAGUGAGGUUGAAAUCGAAGUAGCCUUGUUUUGUAUUUAUGAGUAUCUAACUACUAGUAAUUAGUACUAGCUAGACUGUAACUUUAACUUAGUCCACUGCACAAUUCCAACUUAAUUUUAAAGAUCUAAAUCCAGGCAUUCAAAAUUCAAACUAGUACUUUGGCUUUAGGCCUAGGAACUAAGUAAUUGGCCAAAGCCAUUAAGACAAAGUGGAAUAAAUGAUAAUACUUCCAGACCAAUAUUGAAUAGUGGUGGCAAACCACAACGCCAGAAGAACCCUCUCUGUUGGCAAUGCGAGCCAAGUCACAUGAGUAGCUAAUUAUUAAGGUUUAAUUGCAGUGUUGACACUUUGCGAUUAAAGUGGGGUUUGGGUUGCAGUAUUGGCACUUGGUCUCAAAACGAUUUCCAUCACCAUACUAGACUAAAUGGGAUAUGUCAAAGUUCUUUGGUCAUCGCUAUCAACACAGCAUGGAAGUUUCAGUGGAUGUCUGAAUAAUUUGACCUAGCAGAGUACGAGCAUAAGCUCAAAUGUUCUUUGAUGUUAUUUUCGAUACUGACUAGUCUGCAAGUUGGGGAAAAUGGUUGUUAUAAACUUGUUGACAUGGGAGCCAUUCGAAGAAAAAGUUUUAAUUUACAUUUUCUAGUCUGCUGGCUUAAAAACUUAGACAGUUAUUCAGUUUAAACAGUUUAAUUGAAAAUCACUUUAUGAUAAUUUUAAUUUGAUAGACCCCAAAUGAGCUCCAUGCUAUUUAAAGCACCCAGACUUAUCUGAUUAUUAAAGGCCUAAAAGACUGGGAAAAGUUGAAAUAUGAACUCAAGGUCAGCAAAUUGCUUUACACUUACUAAGCUCGACUUUGUUUUGUUUUUUAAAAUAUAAAUGGAUGAUGGAAUUUCAGUUUUAAGCUGUUAUAUCAGCCAUUCAUAUUUGCAUGGAAAUAUGUGUAAAAAUUAAAUACCAGGUAGUGUUUAAACAAAAACAUAAAAACUCAAAUAAGCAGGGUUCUUUUUAACAGGUUCUGAUUGAUUAUCAAUAGUUCAUUGUGGAGUGAUGGCUGAAUUUAACAGCAGUGGUAAGUACAGUUAAAUUUAAAUAUAGCAAAAUAGAGAUAAUUUGGCUUAUACAUUUUUGAUUAUAUGCAAAAAAAAAUUUGCAUUAUCUUUUAAAAGGAGUUUGCAGAAUAAUGAUGAUUUUAACAUAUUUAUUUAGUUAUUUUAUUUCUGUUUAAAAUGUAAUAUUUAUUUUGUCUUAAAAAUGCCUUUAAAUUUUGUUUAUUUAUUAGAUUAAUGAGAUACAAAUUAUAUAGAUUUAUUGUUAAGCUUAAAUUAUGAUAGACAAAAUACAAAUUCAAACCUUUUGGCAACUGCCUUCAUUAGUAAACAAAAUAAUGAACCCAUUAAUAUAUUUAUAAAUUAAAUCUACAUAAUGUAUUUAUGUUAUAUCUUACCUGAAAUGAAAGAAAACAAUAAGAAUUGGCACAAGUCCCUAAUGAAAGCUAAUAUCAGAAUGGAAAGAAAGUUGAUGGAAAUGCAAUAUAAAACCAAACAGUAAAAAGACAUUGCAGCUAUGUAAAAUUGUGAAUUUGGUUUAUACAAUCUUGAGUCAAGGUACCAAAUCUUUUUAUCAAUUUGUUUUCCAUACAAAUUCUAUAAAUUCGCAUACAAUAUACCAGUAUCUGCAAUGUCUAAUAUUCUAUCAUGGUUCAUACUUCAACUAUUGAAAUGUUUAGAAACAGGGCUAGGGAUGUAUCAACAAAAAAAUUCUCUCCACCCCCUCCUCUGGGAAAAAUUUACCUCCUCCACAUAAUUAACAUAACCAAGAUAAAAUAAAGUAGCCAUAACAAUAUGUCAGACUUAACACCAUAACGGCUCUCAACCCUUUAGCAACCCUUGUACCCCACAAAAAAAUGUACUGACUGGACAAUGACCCUCGUAGCUCCACCUAAGGUCAUCCUCCACUAUUUACUUUAUGAUGGUGGUAUGUCCCUUUUUCCAUUCACAACUCUUAUGUUCAACACACUUGUCAUUUGUCUAUUUUCCUUUUCCUUUCAUCCAUUCACAAUUGGUGUUUCAUUUUACUUUGGCCCUUUGACAUACAGUCAACGAACCAAUAUAAGAUAUUUUAAAUCACCUGUUUUUACUUCAAAAUCAAAUUCAGUACUCAUUGCCACAAUUGCAUGUUUUUAUAUCAUAUCCACACAAUCCAAGCAAUAAACAAUGUCAUAAUCCAUUGUGGCCAUGAACAAAAUCAGAGCAAUCCUUGCUCUCUGUAACAUCAUCUUUAGUCACCAAUUCAACACGAUCAAAAAACUUCACCUCCCAACUCAAUGACUUUACAGCUCUCUUCCUUGACAAAAUCAAACCCUACACAUUUAGAGCUACUAACACAGCUCUCUUUAAAAAAUUCAAAACUUUUAUGUGGCUUAACUCUGAAGUACUUCUGGCUCUCAUCACAUCUUAAAUCAAAUACAUCACACAGUUAGUGAAAAAUAUCAACAAAAUAUUAAUUAUUAGAAUACAUAUUUUAGGUUCAGAAUGAAAUGCAUAUUGGUUUACCGGUAUUAAUUUAACUGGUAUUCAAAGAUCACCCACAUUUGCGGUAUAAUCCUCUACGGGAUGAUUGGAUUGUUGUAUCGCCUCAAAGAGCCAAACGCCCCUGGCAAGGCCAAAUGGAAAAAAAAGCAGAAGAUAACCCACCACGACAUGACCUUAGUAAUCCUUUGUGUCCUAAUGUGACACGGCCAAAUGGGGAGGUAUGUCAUAUUAUGUUAUCUAAUAAUUAUAUAUGCAUCUUUGUUUUUAAAGCUAAUGGAGAGUGUAGAGUGGAGAAUUUCUAAUUUCAGAUAUUUUUUAAUUAAGUUAUUCAGUGGCACUCAUCUCUUGAAAACUGUUUCCAUGAAAUUCUGAUUCUUCAUGUAGUUAGAUAACAAUUUUAGUUGGUGAAAUUCAAAGUCAACACAACAUUGGUACAUUAAUCCUGUCACUGUCACCUCUACUUAUUUCAGGUAAAUCCUAAUUAUACAAACACAUUUGUGUUUGACAAUGACUUUCCAGCAUUGUUACCAGAAGGACCUGAUCCACGUAAGUGUAAAAGAGAACGGCUUCCAUCAAUUCUUCGAUUUUGAUUACUUUAUGGAUUAUGGUUUUCAGAAAUUAAAAAAAAUACAAAUAUGCUUUUGUUUGCUACCAUUACCAGAGGCUAGUAAUUUUUUGUUUUUUGUAUUCAGCUGUGAGUGAAGACCCACUGUUUCAAUCUGCACCAGCCCAUGGAAAGUGCCGUGUAAUUUGCUUCCAUCCUUGGUCUGAUAUGACGCUUCCUUUGAUGGAAGUGAAUGACGUUCGUCAAGUAAUUGACACAUGGAUCAAAGAAAGUCUAACUCUUGGCCAACAAUUUGAAUGGGUCCAGGUAAUAAAAAUUAAGAAAUUAAUAAUUGUAAAGAAACUGUCUAUUCGCUUUAUAUGUUGCCUCAACAAAUUAAAUGUGCAUUUAAAAUCUUUAAUGCACAGUGAAUAAAAAAAAAAUCUAAUCAGCAAAAAACUUUUAAUUAAAUGGCAUAUAUACUAAAGGCUUUAUUCAUAUAUUUUGAUGGUACUUUUCAUAAUGGAUCACCGACUGCAGCUUGAAAAGUGGCAGUCCAACAGAGAAUCAUUUUAUCUUAACCAAACAAAGAAUAAUAUUUUGUUUGCAGCUUUUUGAAAACAGAGGUGCUGUUAUGGGAUGCUCCAAUCCUCAUCCACAUUGCCAGGUUAGAAUCCUUUAUUAAGUUAUUGUUUGCCUAUUAGCUCCAUCAAGUUAGCUGUUUUACAAAUAACUGUGAUAAUCUAAAUUUAUAUGUGGCUAAAUAUUGGAGGAGUGUUGUGCCUCUGUAAAUAUAUUUUAAAAUAUUGACUUUAAGAUGUUGGGGAAAACCAUUAGUUGGUCCAGAGACACUGACAUGGUCAAAUCUCCAUAUAUUUACUAUUACUAUUCCCUGCAUUAGUCCAGUGGUCGGCAAAUCGCGGCUCGUCCAGUCGUCCACAAAUCGGUUUCAACUCCGAUAAACAUUGUUCUUGACAGAUUCUUGAAAAGAAAUUUGUCUCUCAAAAAAAUUUAAAUCUUCCUGCUGCUGAUUUUUGGCUCUUUUGAUUGAGUUUGCCGACCACCGCAUUAGCCAAAUUAUAUGAAAAUGAAACUUACUCUUUUCAGUUGCACAAUUUUAUGAAACUAUUGUCUUCCUUUAGGUCUGGGCCUGUUCAUUUCUACCGAAUGAACCGAGUCUGAAAGAACGCACUCAGAAAAAUUACUUGCAGGCUCAUGGACAACCUAUGCUUGUUACUUACUUAGAAAAGGAACUUGUUAAGAGUGUGAGUUGGGGGAAAUAUUGGAUUUUUCAUAAUAUUCUGAUUUUGUAAUCGAGUCGGUCCCAGCAACCAGGUAGAAAAUAUGUUUUAAAAGACUUUACAGAAAAAGAACUGAUUUUUAAAAAAAAUUUGAUUAACAUUUAACUUUUAAGAAAAGUCAAUAUUUUCAGCUAAUAAUAUUCUGAUUUUAUAAUCGAGUUAUCCCAGCAACCAGGUAGAAAAUAUGUUUUAAAAGACUUUACAGAAGAAGAACUGAUUUUUUUAAAAAUUUGAUUAACAUUUAACUUUUAAGAAAGACAAAUCUGUUGACUACUGGAUUCUAACUUGUUUGAUUUAUGCAUCUUGGUAUUUCAUAGCAUAUGUUUAAGAUAAUUCUAAAAUUUUUCAGGAGAGAAUUAUACUUGAAUCAGAACAUUGGGUGUGGCUCGUUCCUUACUGGGCCACCUGGCCAUUUGAAACAAUGCUGCUGCCUAGACGCCAUGUUUUAAGACUGGAAGAUUUGACGGAUGAGGAAAAAAAUGGUGAGUGAUAAAUUUACAAAUUAGAAGUUACUUCAAAAAAUUAUGUAACUUAAAUAUUGGUAGUUUAAAUUUUGGGUAUAAUUAUUAGAUUUUAAUUUAUAAUUUUUUAAUUGCUUCAACUCUUAAAGUACUUUUAUAUUGACUUUUUGAUCACGAGUCAUCAGUGGAUUAUCACUUGAUUUUCUCUCACCUUUUUAUAUACCAAAGUUAUUUUUGAUAUGCAACUAUAGCAACAUGGAUAAAUUUGUUAAAUAUAUAUAUAUUGAAAAAUUGACAAUAAGUACAGUAAUAAAGUUUACUCAUCAAUUUCUUGUUCCAGUAUAUCCUGUGCAUAUUUUAUUAUAAUUUUUUUGUUCAUUGGCAUAGUUCUUUGAAAUUUUCUUUGUUUACAUUGGAUAUGCUAAGAAGAGGCAAUGACUUAAAGGUCUAUAAUUUAUUUUUGACUAAAAACAGCUUUUAAUUUGUAUUAUUUUUAAUUGAAUAACGCAUUUAGUUUUCUUCAGUUUUUAUAUUUAAAUUAUAAGAUCUAAACCUGUAUGCAAUGCUUGACAAGGACAUAGGCAUUGGGCAACCCAAUCAUCAUGACAUUUCUACUCCUGUCAUAAGACCUGAGCGAACUACUGAAUCUUGUCCAAAACAAGAUAAGGAGUACAUUCACCUUUAUCACUUUUCAACUUUAAUUUACAUCCACAAAGCUUGAGAUGCUUUGUAAAUGUACUCAACUAUUGCAGCUAUAAUGUUAUGACUAAGCCAACUUGAUUUUUAACUCUAGUUGAUGAACAAAAUUUCUAAACAUCCUUUGGACUUCAAUCCUUUUAGCCCCAAUUUGUUGUGGAGUGUUCAGUGUUACUGGAUAAAAGGAGUUUUUUCACUGGAAUAUAGAAUUCAUAAAUUGUUUUAAUGUAUGCCAAUAUACGGGCCUAUAUAGUAAGUUUCUAAAUGAAAAAAAAAAUGAGUAAGUUGCUUAAGGAGGUAAAUUUAAUUUCAUCUAGACCCAAUGAAAAGGUCAUGCAUGGAGCAAUGUUAUUAAAUAAUCAGGAGAAGCAGGAGAGGAUGGUACUCAUUGCAUAAAUUUAACACAACACCGGUAUGAACAAUAUAAACUGUAAUUAAAUUAUUUUUGCAAGCUCAAUAUCUAAUUAAAAAGUAUAAAUGACUCUAUUAUUAUUGUAGGAUAAACAGAAUGCAACUACUAUGGCAUUGUGAUAAAACUAGUUGAUAAAAGAUAUCGGGUUUGGAAUAAAUACAAUAUUGUGGUUAGUAGAAGAAAACAAAAGUAGCAAAGAGCCUUAUUCUUUCAAUUUAAUUAGUUUUCUAGUAUAAGUCCUAUUUCUUUCAUCUGAAGAUAAAAAAAUGCCUGUCUUUAAUAAUUAAGAAGAUCUGAUAGCUUUAUUAAUUUUAGUUCAGUAAAAUUAAUCAGGUGGUGAUAAACUUUGUUGACAAUGCUGAUGUUUCUUCUGAAACAAUAUGAUUAAUUAGACACAGACAAUUUGAAAGAUUAUAACUCAGCAUACUGUUAAAAUUGCAAUGGUUACUUACAGUUAAUAUAUCAUGUGAAAAUCUUUAUUAGGUUUAUAAAAUAGAAACACAAUUUAGCCAUGAUAAGCUGCCAUUGUUAAAUAUAGGAGUUUUCUGGAAAACAGAAAAUGAUAUAUUUCAUAGCAGAUAUUUGUUUAUUUGUACUGUAUGUGGUAAAUAAAAAAACAUGUAUGUUAAUUAUCCAUCUCAACUUAUAUCAUUCGCUAAUAAUAAGUUUUUCUCAAUUUUUCUUUAAUUAAAAAAAAAUUAAAUUAAAAUAACCUUUUUUUUUUACUUUAAAAGAUUUUUUUAGUAUGUAUUUUUUAAAGUAUAAUUAAAGCAUAAUUAACUAAAAGGUUGGUAAAAUUGAUUGAAAUUUAUUUAUAUGCUGAAAAAAGGGAUACCAUUUUUGUUUCUACCUGUUUGUGGCAUGUUAACAUUUUUUGUAAAGAUUUAGCACAAACCCAAAUUAACUGAUCUCAUUGGUAUCAAAUAAUAGAUCAUUCAAUUCUGAAUCCAUGAUAUAUUUUAUCACUUUGUUCUUCAUUGAACAACCAGCCAGAUUUUAAUGGUAACCUAAUGAGGGAGAAAAAAAUGGAGUAUUUGACUGUUAAGGAAUAUGAAAAAGUUAUUCAUCUAGAGUAUAAGAAUAACAUUUAAAAACCUAACACAAACUAGAAAUGAUAUGUUCAGUAAAAACUUAGUAUUUGUGUCAGAAGAUGAUUGCUCUCAAGCUUUCUUGUAUUUUUUUCUCAAUAAAUAAAAACUGAAAACAAUCAAAUGGCUAAAUUAAUUAUUUGACAUUGUUAAUGUUUGAACUCCAGCUUAGUGAUUGUAUGUGUUAAUGUGGGGAACAACCAACAGUGGCCAGUGGUUUAAAAAUAGCCAAGUUAAAAAGUUUGUAUAAAGGAAAAAUGUUACUACAUAAAGUGUAGCCAAAACAAAGGAGUGAAAAUGGGCUGUAUAGCAAGAGACACACAAUGGAGUACCGGUAAUUGAGUUUUAAAAUAGUUAUGGAUUUACUGGGCUAAGUCAGUUAAAAAGCCACUAUGUAUGUGGCGCUUCUCAUCAAAUUCAAGUUAUUUUUUUCCAGAUCUGAGCCAGAUGCUGAAGAAGCUCCUGACCGUUUAUGAUAACUUGUUUGAAGUGUCUUUCCCAUAUUGUAUGGGAUGGCAUGGUAAGGAAUCAAAUAAUCUUAAAGUACAUUUUUUACAACUAUAGAUAGCUUCAAGGAAUAAAUUCCAUUGUUAGCAUUAGUCUUUGUGGUGGAAAGAUAGCACUUCUGCUCAUUUAUAUGGUAGAGUCUUUGAAAUGCCUCCAGGGUCAUCCUCAGCUAUGAACAAAUAGCUAGGUUCAGUGUCUCAGACAAGUUCUUCCCACAAAACAGGAUGAGCACACAAACAAACAAAAAAUCCCAAAGUUGUCAAGUAUUUGUACAUGACACCACCUUCCCUUGCCAAGUAUUUGUACAUGACACCACCUUCCCUUGUCAAGUAUUUGUACAUGACACCCCUUGUCAAGUAUUUGUACAUGACACCACCUUCCCUUGUCAAGUAUUUGUACAUGACACCUCUUGUCAAGUAUUUGUACAUGACACCACCUUCCCUUGUCAAGUAUUUGUACAUGACACCACCUUCCCUCGCUCAUACCAAUUUAUUUUAUUUUUUAAAAAUAAUAAAAUACAAUUUUCAUUUCCAUUUCCCCAUUAUUAAAGUAGCAAAAAAAAACCAAAAAAAAAAAAAAGAAAAGAUGAUCUCCCCCAUUUCAUUGUCUGCUAAUGUAUUUGUUUUUUUAAUUUCUACCUGUCCAGGUGCCCCCACAGGGAAAUAUCUAAGCCAGGAUAUGUCUCACUGGCAACUUCAUGCUGUUUUUUACCCACCACUUCUUAGAUCAGCCACUGUAAAGAAAUUCAUGGUGGGCUUUGAGAUGCUGGCUUCUGCUCAGAGAGACAUGACUGCUGAACAGGCAAGUUUUUAAGGAUGUGGUUUUUACAUAAUAUUUGUCUGUUAAAUAAUGUAGAUGACCUUUCUUUUUUUGUUGUUUUUUUUGUUUACAUAUUUGAGGGCCCACGAUCAAUUUAGUGAUCAUUUUUGUGAUCAUUUUUGCUCCUGGUUUAAAUUCAGAGUUUACCGUCUCUUAGAUGAGUUGCUGUCCAAGGCUAGCAAGUCUCAUGCACCCGGAUUCACUUCUUUAAAGUUUGGUUUAGAUAAGUUCUUAUCAUCAAACUUUGGAUAAGAUCAUAAAAUAAGGCAGGUAGCAAGGAUUUGGAAUAGCUUAAUAGGGAGUAUUUGUUGAUUUUUAUGAUCAUUUAAGAGCAGGCCUGCACAACUCAAAAUGUAAAGCGGGCCGUAAUACUUUAUGAAAAAGUUGUGCGAGCCAAAAGAAAAUCGUACAGGGCUUGUGCGGGCCAAAAGUAAAUAGGGGGAAAAUCUAUUGAGAAAAAUAAUAAGAAUACAGAAUAUUUCGUUAUUUGGCGGGGCGCUAAGUUGGUGCUGACGGGUCACAUGCGGCCCGCGGGCCGUAUGUUGUAUAGGUCUGUUUAAGAGCCUUUAAUUAUUAUAGUACUAUUUAAGGCUGAAUAAGAAAUUGCUCAGGUUAACGAAUCGUAAAUGCUUCAAUGAUCCAUUGCUGCUGAGCCCUAAUUAGUUUUGGAAUAUAUAUGCUGAUUUAGUUGUAAUGGCCAUUCUAAAAGUUAGGAACUAAAAACUGUUCAUUUUAAGGUGCACAUGAUGUGUUCUUAAUUUUAUCCUCUUGUUCUUGGCCUAACCAGGUCAAAACUAAAAUGGGUGAGAUUCUUUGUCUAUUGCCGAUUAGUUUGAAUUCAAGGGUACAGAUUAUUUAAUUGUUUUUAAAAUUGUUUAUUUAUUUCACAGGCUGCAGAACGGCUCCGUAAUUUGCCAUUGGUGCACUACAAGCAUAAGACUGAAAAUGUCAGUAAUGGAAAAUAAUGUUUUCUUUAGAGAUAAUUAAAAAUCAGGCAUUAAAUUGGAAUCUGAAAUCAAGUACCAUGCAUGUAAAAUCAUGACACUUCGUGGCAGAAAUUUGUGGACAAAUAAAAUACUUAGCUGUUUGAUUGACAACAAAAAUGCAUUGCCUAUUUAUAAUACUGAAGCAAUGUUCAAAGAUAUUAAUGAAUUUGUGUUUUUUUGUUUGUUAGAUUUGAGAAGUUUUAAUGACCAUUAUAAUAUUAAAAUGAAUUUAUUAUUUAUCUAUGAUAAUCAUAUUGUUAAAGGAUAAAUUAGCACUUUUACAAAACAAUUCUUAAAUUUUCACAAAUAGUCUUUAAAUAUUUGUUUAAUUUUAGUUUGUUCUUCAUUAGAAUUUAUGUAAAUAAUUCCGAAAUAGGCUUAUUGGAUUUACAGACUUCUUUUUAAAAUUGAGAAGCACAUAUGUUUGUUUUGUAUACAAUCCAUAGUUUGGGUUUCAAUAUUGUUCACAAUGAACCUAAGUAUUAUAAUCUGAGUUGAAUGUCAUGAAUUUAUUUUUAUGUUUAGUGCUGAUAAAGAAUUCAUAUUAUGUGAAGUACCUUGUUAAGCACAUUAAUAUAGAGAAAUUUAAAACUAUUCACUCAUAUAAUCUGCAAUUCUAACAGUUUUUGAAUCUCUAUCAUUUAUUUCAGUCAUUGCCUGACAUAAGACUCAAAUGUUCACUCAUUUCUCUUCAGUCAAAUUUACAUGUCUCCAUAUAAUCAGAAAAUUUCCUUAUUUUUAAUCAAUAUAUAUUUUUGUUGAUGGCUCUAUGAGACCUUGGAUAAUGCGGGUAGUAUGUUUGCUUCAUACAUUGUUUUAAGAACAAGAUAAAAUAAAAAUAUUGUUAAAUCCAAGAAUAUUAAUUUAUCAUGUUUCCAGCUCUUAUUAAUCAUGUCAAAAUCAAGUUUGGUUGUUUUCUCUCUAAAUGGUAUCUUUUCUUUCAGCUGUUAUGCUUGUUAUGCAUUUUUCACCAAACAUAUCCAUCUGGAGUGUAGUGUAUCUCAACCUUUUUGUGUUGUCACUUAAAAAUAAAUUUGUGAUACAUGUCAGUAUUCCUGUUAAGACUGAUGUAGACACCACCAUUACCAUUUUGGCAAGCAUUUAGUUUAAGGCUUACAUUUAUUUUCUUUAAGACGAACCUCUUCUUUUCAGCCAUUAUUUAUUUGAAUGUUUAAAUUUUAAAAGAUCUGUACACUCAACUUUUAUGAUAUAAAAAUACACAUUACAUAAUUCUCAAAUGUUGCAUAUUGCUCUUUUUGCCUAUUCAUAUAUGUAUUUAAAAAUGAUUAUUUAGAAUAUAUUUACCAUCAUUUACAAAGGGAAUUGACUUUUAGCUUACAAGGAAUAUUUGUUGAAAUAUAUUUGCUAACAAUAAAAUCUUAAAUAAUUG
This is a messenger RNA of Lymnaea stagnalis (great pond snail), 14993 nucleotides long. The record is from the annotation of a GenBank genome assembly. Lineage: Eukaryota; Metazoa; Mollusca; Gastropoda; Lymnaeidae.